UCAUUUCAAUACCAGACAGUUGUGUGUCACAUGCAUACUAGCAUCUCUCCUAAUACCAUCUCAUAAAUAAAACAGGGAGGGAAGCCAGGACCUGUGGAUGCCAUGGUUGUAGUGAAGCCCAAACCAGAUGCUACUCCGGCAAGCGGAAUUAGGUAUGCAGAGUCCAAUUAAAUAGGCAGACCUACAAUGUGUUGCGAAAUAAAUGUUAUUAAUCGCUGUUAGAUUCUGGUGUAUUUCCUAGUGAAGCCUUUACUUUUCCUGAUAUUGUUAUUCCAGAUCUACACUUUACAAGGGCUACAGCGGUGAGCUACCAGACCCAUCAACCCUCAACCCACUUCCUGCCUAUGCUGACAUGGAACCAGACUCUCUUCCCCUUAUCUGCAGAAUGAACAUCACAUCUGACAAACCACUCGUGGACUCAACACCCACCUCCUCCACCUGACGGUGUUGUCAUCCAUGAGGAUGCACCACCGUUCCCGAAAAGUG
Messenger RNA from Coregonus sp. 'balchen', 486 nucleotides. The record is from the annotation of a GenBank genome assembly. NCBI's taxonomy places the organism in Eukaryota, Metazoa, Chordata, Actinopteri, Salmoniformes, Salmonidae.